UCAUGUGCGCUACGACUGCGACUGCGAGCGGUGCACAUCACUAAUGUUAAAUAACACAAGCCCGCACAAAUACUUGUUGUGGAAUUUAUUUUUUAUGCUGCGUAAAUUGAAUGUGAAAUGUGUGUAUAAACUAUCCAAAUGUUAAUAAACACGUGAGAAAAUGAUAACAUUCGGCGGUGGGAACAAUUCCACAGCGUUAGAAGAUACAGGGGAAGUGAGAAGUAUCUGCGAGAGUGUGUGCAGCGAUGGGUCCAGCGCGACCGUGCAGCCCGGGGGCUCCAAUCAGCGGCCUCGGAUGGAUAUAGCAUGUGUUUUGGAUGUAACCCAAACAUUGAAUCUUGCUCAUAGGAAAAGAGCUCUAGAAGAAGUUCGAUUGGCAUCUGAACUGGUCAAUGCCAAUUUGCAUCAUAUACAUUUUGAAAAGCUCGACUUCGGUGAGACAAAUGUGCUGGACACAUUCUACAAUGCUGACGUGGCACUGGUGGAUCUCAGCUUGCAGCUGCAGCAGAGUUCCUUGUUGUACCACCUGGGAGUACGGGAAAGCUUUGACAUGAAAGAAAAUGUACUGCUGUACAAUGAUGUUGAUGCGGACUCCACGUUGAGGCUUAAGUUAUCUCUUCCGAAUUUCCUGUUCGUAUCGUACAAAUUGACGGAUGCUGGGACUUGUGUGACCACCAACCCUGCUGCUACGAAGUUCAAGGGUGAGGACUCAGCUGAUCCCAAACAGCAUCUGACCUUGAGGUUGAGGAAUAUACUUCAAGAUGUCGAGGUGCAGACGAAAGCACAUCUUCAAGAGAAAUUCCUAUCAGACUUACGGAAAGCGCGCGAGACAUACACCGGUAUCGAACUUGCAAACAUGUUACACGCUAUGCGCAGACGCCUUGACGACCCAGCGGUCCUCUCAGGAGAUACCAUACUCAACAUGCUUAUAUCCUACCGUGAAAUACAGGAUUACGAUGCCAUAGUACAUGUGGUAGACGACCUCAAAACAAUAAUGAACAGAAAAAAUUACGUCAACAUGCCUAUAAUAAGGUUCAUGUACGCCUUUGCUAUGAAUCGUCGCAACAAAGAAGGGGACAGGGAGAAUGCUCUAAAAGUCUGCGUGAAAGCGUUAGAGAAGAAAGAGAAUAGAUUCCCUGAUAUGUUGUGCCUUUGUGGCCGUAUAUACAAGGAUAAAUUCGUCGAAUCUCAACACACAGAUAAGGAAAGCUUGGAUCAUGCUAUACAUUGGUACAGACAGGGUUUCGAAGUGCAGCCAAACGAAUAUGCGGGCAUUAAUUUGGCAACACUACUCGUUAUAGCUGGCAAUGAUUUUAAAAACUCACAGGAAUUACAACAUAUUGGAAUGGUAUUAAAUCAUCUAAUAGGCAAAAAAGGCAGUCUAUCAUCUCUCAAAGACUACUGGGACGUGGCUACCUUCUUCGAGAUAUCAGUACUAGCCCAAGACUAUGUGAAAGCGAUACAGGCAGCAGAAUGUAUGUUCAAACUUAAACCACCGAAUUGGUAUCUCAAGUCCACUAUUGGGAAUAUCGAAUUGAUUGAUAGAUUUAGGAAAAGUGAAGAUAUAUCACCAGAACAGCAAGUAUUUUCUUUCUGGAUGGAAUACUUCGUAGAGGCAACUAAGAGUGAAUGUGAAAAUAUUAUUAGGUUUCCCGUGUUAAUAUUAGAAACAACAAAAGAAUAUAUACCUUCCUACGUAAACGUGAACAUGGGUGCGGAACAGAAAUCCGUAGAAAUUCUCAACUUAUGCUUAGAGUCUAUGCGGGGACAGUGUCGACGAGUACAUCGCUGGCUGUUCACUUCCGAUAUGAUUAGGAGUUACAGUUUAUACAAACGCGAUGAGCGUUGCCUCUUUCUGUACGUGAGCGAGAACUCGGACGACUUUCAAAUCUUUCUGCCGUCUCAAGCCUGUCGGCAACGCUUGCACGAUCUGUUGGGAGAACUGACGGCCGACCAUGAAAAAGUCACAGAUUUAGAUACCAGUGUCAUGCAGGAUCAAUUAAAGUUCGAAUACGAGCUAGACGACAACAACAAACGCGUGGUCCUCGGCAAGGGUACGUACGGCGUAGUGUACGCCGCCCGGGACCUCAACACACAGGUCCGCAUCGCCGUCAAGGAGAUCCCCGAGCGCAACCUCGGCGACGUGCAGCCGCUGCACGAGGAGAUCCUGCUGCACUCGCAGCUGCGGCACAGGAACAUUGUGCAGUACUUAGGAUCAAUAUCAGAAGACAACUACUUCAAAAUCUUCAUGGAGCAAGUACCUGGAGGUUCUCUGUCCGCACUGCUUCGGUCCAAGUGGGGUCCGCUCAAGGAGAACGAAGCCACCAUAGCUUAUUAUACCAAACAAAUAUUAGAAGGAUUAAAAUACCUUCACGACCAAAAAAUCGUUCACCGCGACAUAAAAGGCGACAAUGUCUUAGUGAAUACAUACAGUGGAGUUGUAAAGAUAUCGGAUUUCGGUACUUCUAAGCGUUUAGCUGGGUUGUGCCCUUCGACUGAAACUUUCGCGGGAACAUUGCAGUAUAUGGCUCCUGAAGUUAUUGAUAAGGGACAAAGAGGGUAUGGAGCUCCGGCUGAUAUUUGGUCACUGGGUUGCACAGUGGUUGAAAUGGCGACGGGAAAUCCGCCGUUCAUUGAAUUAGGCUCACCUCAGGCAGCUGUUUUCAAGGUGGGUUACUACAAAAUGCACCCAGAGAUUCCAAGCGAGUUAUCAGCCAAAGCCAAGAACUUCAUACUGCGAUGUUUCAUACCGGAGCCAGAACAACGUGCAACCGCCGCCGAACUGUUAGAAGAUCCCUUCUUAUGCGACGUCCGGCGAUUCGUGCGUUCCGCUCAAUCGUCGCCCAUCAAGAAGAAAAAGCCUUCAAGUCGUCUGGGCAGUAAUAUGGAUUAUAGUCGGAGUAUUUCAGUGCCUGCGGACAAGGCCCGCCCAGUUACAGCUCAGAAGAAAAUUUCCGAAUCAAGCAUACCUUGUAAUCUGCCUAGCUCCCCAGAAAUCGAGGUGAAAACGAUCCGGUCUAAUCCAACAAUCACUAGGACUGCGUCGUCGAUGCUAUCACCAAUACUGAUAUACCCACCGGACUUGUCGAAUAGCAGUACUAUGCCCAACACGCCGUCUACUGAUGAAAUGGAGGGCAGCGAUACGCUUCUAAAUCGUAGAAGUUCAUCUGGUGGUCUGCUUUCUCCAGAGGUGGAUAUGCCAAACGCGCCUCGGUGUUCAAUAGACGGUCCCGAACACGAUGGCUUCUAUCUUCUAAAGAAGGACUCACAAAGAAGACUGACGCUGUCUCGAGUAUUGGAACAAGAUUCUGAAAAGAUUUGCUCCAAAUGGAUGCUCAGUAUACACCAGGACUUUGGCACUACUGUGCUUACAAUGACCCACCUCGAAAUGCUCCGCUGUGCCCUCAAAGAGUAUAUAAUGGAUCAAAACAGAAGCGUCAUAGAGCAAGCUAUUAUUACUCUUAAAGAAGAACUGGAUUUCGAUUCAAAUGCCAUUAAUGAGUUACAUUCAGCCAUCUACAUGUUUCAAGAGGCUGUGAAUGCUGUAUUGAGGAUGCAUAGCAUAAAACCUCAUUGGAUGUUCGCUUUGGAUAAUUUAGUUAGGAAUGCUGUUCAGGCUGCUAUUACUGUGUUGUCGCCAGAGCUAGGCGCCAACCUAGCGGGUCAGGAGGGUCGCCGCGGCGGCGCGGCGGCGGCGGACGCCACGCCCUCCGCGCUGUCCUCCGAGCACUGCGCGCGCGACGCGCAUGCGCUGCACGACCUGCGACACGAGAACCACAAAUUACACCAAGAACUGAUAGAAAGUUACCAGCAGAAUCAGAGUCUGCUGCGACAGAUGUUAGAAGACCAGAAAGCGCACAUGAUGUUACUUAAAGAAAUUGUCGAAAAGAAGUCUCGCAGUGUGACUCCAGAAGUAUUCUCCAGCCAAAGCGAGUUAGACGGUGACGUGACAGACGGGGUCGACGAGACCGAGGCGACAAAACUACGUGAGUGGGUGGCCGCGAGAGGGUUGCCCACUGUCGUCGCUAACGCCUUGUUGCGGCAUUGCUAUGUGUUACCUGAUCUGUUGAUGCAUGCUCAAAGGGAGGAUGUCGCGAGAUUGAAUUUGAAAGGUGGCAUUGAACUCCGACUAUGGCGGGCCAUCCAAGAGCACCGCUUACACAACUCCACCCACCUCCGUCGCACGAGCAGCACAGAAACCGACAUAGACACGAAUUCCAUCGUCGUAGUCGACUGCCAACGCUGCAAAGCGAACCGUAGAACUCUCUCGAACAACUCAACUUGUUCUAACAACCCUACCAUAGUAAUAAGAGACCAGGUGAACGGAGACGAAACCGUUGCCGAGUACUAUGGCGAAAAUGGGGUCGUCAACCUUUGACUACUGCGCGGAUGGUGCACUCUGCAAUAAGGUCUCUUUUGUAACGGCCAGGGGGUGUCAAUCUUUGGUACUACAUAAUGUAGUUUGGUGUUUUCAUAGAUAUAGAAUCCUACUAGCGUUUGGUAAAUCGGCAAUGAGGGACAGAUAACUGUGUAUGUGGUAUGGGCCCUAAAAAUUGAUGCUGUAGACGCGGCUCCAUUAGUAUCAAACUCAAAUUUUGUCCAAAAUAUUCUAUGUUGUAACAUAGAAUAUCGCGGAUAAAAUUUAAUCUAUGAUCAAAAUCUAGAAACGCUAAAAAUUCAAAUUUUUAAGUUGAGGAAAGCAGCACGUAUUUAAUCACACAUGAAAAAGUCACUGAACUAAUGUAUUUAAUUUUUAGUUUCUCUGAUAAUCACUCGUUUGCCGAUCUAUCUACUAUUCUGUCUAUGUGUAAUACAAUGUAGUUUGUUGUUUCAGUUUGUAGUUAAAUUGUGCUCAAUACUGAAUAGCAAUACCAUUGACUACUUGGUCGUAUUGUAUUGGUAAAGUGAUAAGCAAUUUUGAGACAAUACCUUACCAUUAAAUUCUGCAUAUUUUGUUUGUCUGUGUAAAAGAAAUUCGAAUGAAAGAACGUCACAAAUGUCGAAAUUGUAUCGUCAUAACAUUAGUGUGCUGUAGCAAUAAUAAAAAUUAACACAAGUAGUUUUGGAAUAUUAUAGUUGUUUACAUGUUCAAAUUGCUGUUGCUAAUAAAAAAAAUGUAAUAACACCGCUUGAGGCCUAGAGUGUGUCAUCCGAAUAACAACCAUGUAAAUAUAGCUUCGUAUUUAUUAAUAUAUUGUUACUAGUCUCUGUAAAUAAUUAUAAUUUUCUUGUUGUUAAGCAUAAUAAUAAGGUACCGCUGAACGGAAAUUAAUUUUCGUAGUUUUGCACAAAACAUCGCUUGAAUGGUGCUACCGCGUUGUGAGUCGUUUAGUAACAAGUGCCUUCAAUAUGUUAUUAAAUGAAAAAAGUUAUGCAUAUUAUAAAUAUGUAAUUUAAAUAAUGACCGUCACUAAAUAGAAGAGUUUCUAUAUAGAACUGUAGCUUUUUGGAGUGAUAAUUUCCCGGGAUAUUCUAUCGUGAAUUCAUCACAUAAAAGAAUGGACUAGUGAUGUCCAAUUAUCGAAACUUUGACUAACGCUGAUCCUUUUGUGUAAUUAUCACACUAUGUUUAAUAUGGUUGAUAGUGGAACAUGAAACGACAGCACAAAAUCAUAGUCGAUAAUUUGCACUAACAGCACUAUAAAUCAAAAUAUUGGAAGACAUCUAGAUGAAAUGUUUCAUGGAAGGUAAGUGACUUGUCGGUCUCAAUCUUUUGACAUUUUAAAUUGUUCUUCACCACCUGAAACAAUUCUCUUAUAGCAAUUCACUUACAAGCAUUGCUUGAUAUUGCCCCACAUUAAAUCGAGUAUACAACACUAUAAGAUAUACAAAAAAUAUAUAUUUAUCCUAAGAAGCUAUGUAACUUUUGAGUGCCAUACGUACAUAUUUUCUUAUAUAAUAAAACUGUAUAUUUUCUUAAGAAUAAUGUUUACUGUUAUUUACUAAAGAUUUUAUUAAAAACGUAUCAAUAAUCAACGUGAUCUGAAAAAGCUUAAAUAUAAUAAUAAUAAUUCAGAAUUAUUAAUUAUCGCUAGUAUUACUAAGAUAUUGGGUCGGAGUUACGUAACUGAUUAAACGUAAAUAAUGUAAGUCGCAAUGACUUCUAUAACCAAAUAAUAAUAUUCAAUGUUUAUUGUCUGUUUUUGAGGGCUAGAAGCUAAUAUAAAUGUUACUACUGUUAAUAAAAAUAACUGUAAAGCUUCGGUUGUAUACAUGGUAAACAUUUGUAUAGUAACAAUUGCUCAACAGUUUUGAUGAGCAAUGAGAAUGUUGCGUCGGGCAAUGUUGCCAGCAACUCAGCAAUUUGUUGAUGCAAUUUUGAGUAUAAACAAAAGUUUACCAUCGAUACUGGAGUUCGAUUUUCUAAUAUUUUGGAAACCACAAUAUUUCACGUUGUGAACUAUUAAUCAAGAACCGAUUUAAUAGUAAUUGUAUUUAAAAAGUUCUAGCUCUUCGAAAACUCAAACUAAUGAUCUAUUAUCCUGCUCACAGUAUGCCAUACGCUAACGCAUAUUGUAUAGCGAUUAACAAUACUCAGUAAUACUGUUGUGAAGUACAAAUACAAUACCUUAUAGAAAUAGAUUACAUCUGUAGUUUCAUAGGUGCAGCCAUACUGUGCUCGAUAUAUCGAUAAUCAAUCGAUAAGGUUGAAUGUAUCGAUUAAAUUGUUCCGUAAAUUUUCUCACGUAGGUAAAUAUGAUCGAUUUUUCUCGAACUACUGCAGUGUAGUUGCACCUUUACAAACAAAACCUACGCUUGGGCUAAACCCCAAUAAUUAUGAAUUGUUCUUAGAUUUACUUUUAGUAAUAAGUGUUAUUAAAACGUCUCGCGUUAAUUUGAGCUAAAUAGUAGAAAAACUACUAAAAUUAUAGCUUUAAUUUAAUAUCAUUAAAACUAGGCGUAGAAUUGUUUUGUUUGGUAAUUCGCAGAUUAUUUUUUAUAUUAUAUACCUACAUACUUAUUAAUUAUGUAAGUUAUCAAGUGUAUGCCACUUAUAAAAUUGUUAAAUGAUUCUAUUUUUGAAGUACUUCGGUAUUUAUGAUGCCGUUAUCAUAUUAGGAUAGGAUCCUAAUAUGGCUUAAAUUCUUCCAAAACACUGAUUAAAAAAUGUAUCCAGUAAGAAAAUUGUUGGCUUUGAGAAAUAAACAUAUAUUUACAAUAUUAUAAAUAUCAUCACACGUAUUCGCUUUAUUGAUACUGAAUUCAUAAAACGAGUAUAUAUAUACAUUUAAUAUUUAUAUUAAAUCAGUUUUUUUUUUAUAGGACUCUUUAAUCUCAGUUUUGGACCUCGAACAUAAAGAUACUGACGAGGUAUUUAUUAUAUUAUUGUAUAAGAUUUCUUAGAAUUUAUAUUUAUUUAUCUACCUUUAUAUGUUUGCGAAAUAAUUUCUUCUACGAAAUAUUUGCGUUACCUUUCUUUCAAACAACAAUUUGACGUAAAAACAGUCUGUAGGUAUAAUGAAUAUCGAUUCAUCACCUUGAUUAACUAAUUACCUAUUGCUAGGUAACAUCUGCCCAUAUUAUAUAAUAUGAUUUCUUUGAGUAGCUAAUUAAUAAAUGAUUAAUUAUGAAA
Messenger RNA from Helicoverpa armigera (cotton bollworm), 7573 nucleotides. It is a transcript of the gene Ask1, whose product is annotated as mitogen-activated protein kinase kinase kinase 15. Lineage: Eukaryota; Metazoa; Arthropoda; Insecta; Lepidoptera; Noctuidae. The record is from RefSeq and is a predicted model, not a curated record. The transcript has 26 exons. The coding region runs from base 161 to 4378 and encodes 1405 amino acids. Gene Ontology annotation, molecular function: ATP binding; protein kinase activity. Gene Ontology annotation, biological process: protein phosphorylation; MAPK cascade.